AUGGAGAUUUGGCCGGGUAAACCUUAUAGAUUCUUGCUAUGGAACCCUUCCACUAGAGAAUCAAUAAUACUUCCCCAUUUAGAAUUUUCAGACGAGGAAUUAUAUGCUUACGGAUUGGGAUAUGACUCUACUACUGAUGACUAUAAAGUCGUUAAGAUUGACAUUAAUGACCAAGUUGAUGAAAUUCUUGCGCUGAAAAGUGGUUCCUGGAAAAGAAUUCAUGAAGGGGAAUGUUUGGCACUUGUACAUGGAGCAUUUCAUUGGUACGGAUAUUCCGGAGGGCGAGUUGUGAAUUCAUUGAAUAUUUCGAGUGAAAAAUACGAAAUAAUACCUUUUCCAGAAACAAGCGGGUUACAAAUUUCUUCAGACGAUGAGCUGGGUGUAUCAGUGUUAGGAGGAAUGCUUUGUGUUUAUUUUAGCAACGAGAUAACUUUUAAUUUAUGGGCAAUGAAAACUUAUGGCGUCAAAAAAUCGUGGACCAACUUGUUCACUAUACCAACUAACGGACAACAUCCUACCCCGAUGUAUAGGUUUUCAAAUGGUGAAGUGCUACUUAACGACAUGAAAUAUUCGGGAAGAGAUGUAUACAGGAUAUCCGAUGGAUCAUUUGGAUUAAGCAAUCGAAUAUGGCCUUUGAAUUCUGAUGAUGAUAUUGAUGGAGUUAUGACAUAUAUUGGUAUUGUUUAUACAGAAAGUUUGAUUAAUCCAACAUUGGGUCACUAA
Messenger RNA from Nicotiana tabacum (common tobacco), 723 nucleotides. Its product is annotated as F-box/kelch-repeat protein At3g06240-like. The record is from RefSeq and is a predicted model, not a curated record. Lineage: Eukaryota; Viridiplantae; Streptophyta; Magnoliopsida; Solanales; Solanaceae.